Uranotaenia lowii is the source of this 1842-nucleotide messenger RNA. RefSeq names its product beta-1,4-glucuronyltransferase 1-like. Bases 340 to 1695 code for a protein of 451 amino acids. The transcript has 6 exons. The record is from RefSeq and is a predicted model, not a curated record. NCBI's taxonomy places the organism in Eukaryota, Metazoa, Arthropoda, Insecta, Diptera, Culicidae.
AACGUCAGUUAGUUGGUCGAAGGUGGUGUCUCGGAACGGUUGUGAUUUUAUCAAAAGUCGAAACGAAAAAUUGCCAUCCAGUUCCGAUUGUGAUGAGAAGUGUAUCAUCACCUUUAUUGGUCCAAUCAAUUACCGAUCUGCAGCAUCUUUGGUUUUUUUUUAUUUCUGUCGAUACGAAACGUGAUCGCGGCAUCAGCCUCGGAGGCGUCACUACUAGUUUGACUGUCAAACAAGCAGACAAUCUCUUCUUGGGACGGAUUCACAAUAUUGGACAAUUCAAUUAACACCUAUUAAAAAACUAAGCAUCAACAAAGGAAGGAAGCUGCCAAUCUGAGCAAAAUGGCAUCCCAAUCGACAAAAUUCUCCUACGCCCGCCUAAACCAAGAUGAGUCGUAUCAAAAGUCAGCAUUCAUUCGAAUCCUUCUCCUGUUGGUGGCAAUCUUUUUCCUCUUCUUUUGUGCCAUGGGCUUUGCCAGCAGCCAAUAUCCAACUGUCACGCUCAACGACAAAAUCAGCACGUUUCAGGAACCACCCAAAGAUCACCUCCAAGCACUGAAAUACCUUUUGAAUUGUCCAUCUACAGAUGCCGGCUUCCGGAUUUAUCAAAAGGGUAAAUUCUGGGUGCUGGAAAACUUCCUCAACCCUCUGUUUUGGAGAAACGUAGGUCGAAGGCCUGUAGAAUGUUACGAGACCGUUACCUACACAACCCACGGGGACUUCCGGUUUCUGGAUAAUGUCGUGCCGCUGCUUGAACGAUGGAAGGCACCGCUUAGUGUGGCACUCUAUGGACCGGGGAAGGAGUUUGCCUUUGCUAUCGAUGCCCUGCUGGAGUUGUACCACUGCCACCCACAGUCCUAUCUAGUGGAGGAGUUUGCAUCGUUUCAUCUGUACUUUGACUUCGACCAGAUGCCAGAAAAAGAGAUUAGCUUUUACCGCAGAAAGUUCCUCAACCGUCAGUAUGAUUGCGAAACGACCAGCAACAGCAGCCAAGACGACAAACUCCCUUCAAAAAGAUCCCCAAAUCAUCUCUAUCCAGUCAACGUAGGACGAAACAUUGCUCGAGCCGCGGCCCAAACCCAUUUUGUGUUGGCGAGUGACAUCGAGCUGUACCCAAAUCCAGGUUUCGUAGAUUCCUUCCUAAAAAUGGUGGCCCAUCCGGCCUAUCGAUACACCCUGGAGGAGCCCAACGUGUAUGUGCUGCCGGUUUUCGAGAUCCAAGAGCAUCUGCCGAUUCCGGAGGACAAACUCGGACUGCUGCAGAUGCUGCAACGAGGUGAGGCCAUCAAGUUUCAUGAGAAGAUUUGUGCCUCCUGUCAUACGGUGCCGAGUUAUCGGGAGUGGCUCGAGUUGGCAAAGGAGGAUCGAACGAUGGAUAUUCUGGUGACUGCCCAACGGGUGGGAGACUUUGGCUGGUGGGAACCGAUCUACGUUGGAAGUAAAAGGGAGCCACCGUACGAUGAGCGACUCAGUUGGGAGGGAAAGUUCGACAAAAUGACGCAGGGCUACAUCAUGUGCCUGCUCGGAUACAACUUCCACGUUCUGGAUAACGGAUUUCUGGUGCACAAACCCGGCAUCAAAAGUCAGGCUGAUGCCGCGAGACCGGCCAUGGAAGCCAAGCAGCGGGCCUUCGUCGAGGAAACGAUCCGGAACGAACUGAACGUUCUCUAUGGCAUCAACGAUCGAUGCAGGUUGUGAUCCCUACACGCACCGACCUGUGAAAUCCCAUAGUUGAGAAUGCCGUUCCAAAUGAUCCAUCCCGAAUUGUCAAGUUUUGUAGUCCUGCCACGAGCUCAUCGGGACUUUCUUCGGGCUCGAAGCGACCUUCAGCUUCUGAAAGUAUCG